AUCGUCGUUGUUGCCAGUAACGAGUUGAGUGUGGCUCAAAGCAAGACGCAAGCGGAAAGUGGGCAUAAAAAAAAACAUUUGAAAAGUGAGAGAAAUUUGUUUCAAUUAUUUCCAUUCUUCAAUUAAACAAAAGGCAGUUAAACAAAUGUUUAAGUAAUACAAAAGUACAAUUGCGUGAAAAUGUGUGAAAAUAUAAUGAAAAGCUGACUCGGAAAGUCACUCAAAUGAAAGGAAUUUGGUCAAGAUAAACCCGUUUUCACACAGACACAUAAACACACUUGUAUAUAUACAUAUACACCCAACAGCAGACUCCAUCGUUGAAGCCACCAGUUAAAAAAAGAAGCCAGCCAGACCUCGUCGAGAGUUAUGAAUCAUAGCCCACUAACUUAUUGUUAACUAUAAAAUACAAAAAGGUGAACUCCGGAAUUUGCCAGCCUGCAAAACGUUAAUAAUAUUGAAUACAUCUUUGAUAAAUCUCGGUGAUUGUGAUUGAUUGUGUAAUGUCAAACGGCAAAGAUAUGCGACCUUUAUCUCUAUCGAUUGGUGCCUCCCUGCUGCCCAGUUUCUCCUUGGUCACAGCUACGAGUGAUUCGAAUGGAGCAACUGGCAAACUUUGUAAUGGCAAGACUUGUCAUCCUGUGGAGGAAUACUGUUCGGUCUUCGCCGAAAACUGUCAACCCUGCGCUUCAAUCUGUGAUGCCAAUUCACACAACUAUCAUGCUGAAACGUGCUCCAGUGAAUGUCCAGCCUACAACAAAUAUGAAACCCUUAAGGAGGAAAUACAUGACAUACACAGCAACCAGCGAAUAAUUUUGCUGAUGCUGAGCAUUAUAUUAGUUCUGAUUGCCAUACGUUAUCUAAUCAAAUGUCUGUGCUGGCUGCGUCGCAAACGCUGUGUCCAACAGAUGCUGCAGAAACUGCAGUCCAAGUCAUAUCCGCAUCAGACUAAUGUCAAUGGCAAGGAUCUGAAUGCCACCACCAUACAGAAUCUCAAUGCCAUCAACCGUCAUGGAAGUGACAUUGAGCGUGCGCCGUCCCAGAUCUAUAGUGUGGCAGAAUUUCUCUAUCGACAAGCAGGUCCAGCUGACGGUUCAGUUAUGACCAUGACGACGCCCGUUAGCACUCGUUAUCCAGCCGAGAAUAGCACAACUCCGACUACAGUGGUCACCGAAAUCGGCUAUGGAUAUGAUAAUCAGGCCAUGGUAGUGACGCCAGUAUCUGAGAAACCUUCGGUUACAGCCACAACGGGUCCUGCCUUCUAAGUGGCUGGCCCGAAGUUUAUUUCGUCCCUAAAGAUUUUAGGCCUAAACCAGUAAGGCGGCAAAACAGUGUGCAUCACAUUGAAACUAGUGAUAUUUCGAUAUACAUACUAUAUACACUAAAUUAUGAAGUUUAAAAUGCAUCAAUAAUUGAUAUUCUAUUGAUGGUAAUACAGUUUAAAUCCUUAAAUAAAUAUAAAUCAUAUACAUAAA
Molecule: messenger RNA, 1472 nt
Organism: Drosophila willistoni
Lineage: Eukaryota; Metazoa; Arthropoda; Insecta; Diptera; Drosophilidae
Gene: grnd
Product: protein grindelwald
Exons: 3
Coding region: 501-1262 (253 amino acids)
Source: RefSeq, a predicted model, not a curated record